CGAAAUUCUACACGAGUACAAGGCUAACUAUAAAAUUUUAAAAAAAUAAUUGGUUCACUCUUAUUUCUUUAAUAUUAUUGUGUUAUUUUGUGUAAGUUAGUACUAAUGAGAAAUGGAUUUCAACAAAAAAUGAUUGCCCCGAAAACCGAUGGAAAAGGCAACAAAUUCCUGGCGGAAUUCCAGAAAGUGGAGAAGAAGACUUGCGGGUCCUGUGGGAUAGGAUGCUGCAAGGGCAUCGUCAUCUUUCUGUGUGUCAUAGUUAUUCUGGUCGGCAUAGUCGAGAUAGCAGCGUGUGUGACCACCGCACUGGCAACCAAGUUGUUCAGCAGCGACCUGUCCGGUCGUUUGGUCUCCCUGAUCGUGUUAACUGUGACUGCGGCCGUCGCUCUGUCCGUCGGUAUAUACGCCGUCGUAGGCCUGUUUAGGAAGAAGAGGAAAGCUUUACAUGUCGCCGGCGUGGUUCUCGUCAUCAUGGCGAUCAUCCAAGCCCUGAUCUGCGGCCUGGCCAUCAAGAUCACGCCCAAAGAUGACAUGACCCUGGCGGAGUCUUUGAAGGAAUCCUUCAAGCUGGCCUCGGCUGGGAACCCACGGCAUGUCAAACUAUGGGCUAUAACUAGUAGUGACUUACAAUGCUGCGGUCUCUACGGGCCCGAAGACUACCGUGAUCCCAGGGUGCCCCCCAUCUUUGCUCCAGACGUGCCCAUCUCGUGCUGCCCCACCUACAACGCGAGCAAGUCUGACCUGGUCCAGGAGACCGCUAGGGAGACCUGCAGGGCCAACAGGUCGUUCUUCGAUGUCGGCUGCGGUACGCUGAUCAAGAAUGUGUUCAGGAAUUCGGCAGCGGCCGUCAUGGCUACUUCUAUAGUUUUGAUCGUUUUUGAGGUGAUAUUAUCGUUCCACGUUUACAUAAUGUACAGAGUGUAUAAAAAACAAGAGAGGCGAUAUAAGGGCGAAAAAGAAACAGAAGAAAAGAAGACAGUUGAAGCUGGGGGCUCUAGCGAACAAAAAUAGAAAAUCUAAAAGCUUAACAAAAGAACAAAAUACCUACUUAAACUGUAACUAGAACUUACGCUUUUUUGUUGCAUAGACUGUGGUGCCAUCUAGGAGAUUAUGACAAAAUUAAAAGGUAAAUUCUUACAAACCCUGAAUUUAAGAAAAA
This is a messenger RNA of Amyelois transitella, 1159 nucleotides long. Its product is annotated as CD151 antigen. The coding region runs from base 106 to 1011 and encodes 301 amino acids. NCBI's taxonomy places the organism in Eukaryota, Metazoa, Arthropoda, Insecta, Lepidoptera, Pyralidae. Gene Ontology annotation, cellular component: membrane. The transcript is spliced from 6 exons. The record is from RefSeq and is a predicted model, not a curated record.